Messenger RNA from Fonsecaea pedrosoi CBS 271.37, 849 nucleotides. RefSeq lists its product as uncharacterized. NCBI's taxonomy places the organism in Eukaryota, Fungi, Ascomycota, Eurotiomycetes, Chaetothyriales, Herpotrichiellaceae. The transcript has 5 exons. Gene Ontology annotation, molecular function: acetate transmembrane transporter activity. Gene Ontology annotation, cellular component: plasma membrane. The record is from RefSeq and is a predicted model, not a curated record. The coding region runs from base 1 to 849 and encodes 282 amino acids.
AUGGAGGACAACAAAGUUACCCCCUUGAACCACUUGAGUUCAAAGGAAGAUUUCCUCCGUCGUGUGCAGACUGCAGACAGUGUUUUCCUCCCUCGCGAUGUCUUCGAAGCGCUCUACCUCUCACCUGAGCGAAAUGUCCCCGGAGACUUGAGGAAGAAGUUUGGUAAUCCGACACCCGCCGCUCUGAUUGGGUUCGUCAUGUCCGCAACUCCAUAUGCUGCCGCAAACAUGGGCUGGCGUGGUGCAGGAGGUUUGGGAGGUGCCCUCAUCCCAACAAUGAUCUUCUUCGGCGGUAUUCUUCAGAUCUUGGGCGCUAUCGGCGAAUGGAUUCUGGGGAACACCUUCUCCAUGUGCUUGUUCUUCACCUAUGGCACUUUCUGGAUCGUGGCCGGCACUCAACUCGUUCCGUGGUUUGGGGUCGGGGUUCAAUACUCCACCACAGGAGACAACUUUCAUGGAAUGACUGAACCGGCCUAUUUUGCCACUGUCGGAUUUUACUAUGUCUCCCUGGCUAUGAUCACCACGAUUUUCGCCAUCUGCGCUUUGAGGACCAAUAUCGUCUUCUUCUCUGCCCUUUUCACCCUGAUCUUUGCCUUCGGAUGUGCCGCAGGCGCUUUCUGGCAUCUUGCACUCGGAAACGCGGACACGGGCAACAAGUUGACUAUAGCAGCGGGUGCUUUCACGUGGGCCCUUACGAUGAUGGUGUGGUAUCUGCUCGCUGUUCAAUUGCUGGAAUGUGUCGACUUUCCACUCACACUCCCUGUGGGCGACCUGUCGGGAUUCAUCAAGGGAAAGUCUGAAAGGGCCGCUAAAAAGGUAGCAGGGAGUGCAAAUGAUAGCGGAAGUUAG